Molecule: messenger RNA, 814 nt
Organism: Sinocyclocheilus anshuiensis
Lineage: Eukaryota; Metazoa; Chordata; Actinopteri; Cypriniformes; Cyprinidae
Product: myelin and lymphocyte protein-like
Exons: 4
Coding region: 102-506 (134 amino acids)
Biological process (GO): myelination
Cellular component (GO): membrane
Molecular function (GO): structural constituent of myelin sheath
Source: RefSeq, a predicted model, not a curated record
AAAUUAGCUACCUAUAUUUUUGUUUGUGGUAUCGCUGCUUGCAGCUAUAUUUUAGUGUGUUUUGUAUUGUUGAGGAGUCGUGUGUGUGUACAAUACAUUUCAUGUUAUGUUUACCUCUGUGUCUGGUGUUUGGAGGGCUAGUAUGGAUCCUAGUAGCGUCUACACAUGUGACAACGCCAAACCCUCAAGGAUGGGUGAUGUUUGUAUCAGUCUUCUGCUUUGUGAUGACCUUCCUCUGGCUCAUCAUCUUCGCCUGUGGAGGACACAAAAACAGCAGCGCCUGGGCUACAGCGGACUUUAUUUAUCACCUGAUUGCUGUUAUAUUCUAUCUGAGCGCAUCAGUGACCCUGGCCAUUGUGACUAUCGGCAUGAAUACAUUCAGUAUAGCAGCACCAUAUGACAAGUACUAUAAAAUCGACAUCGCAGCUGUGGUGUUCUCGUAUGUUGCCACAUUACUCUACUUCAUCCAUUGCAUCCUUUCUGCUGUGCGGUGGAAAUCCUUCUAAUCAAAUAAUCUCAGCAAAAAGAAAUCAGUUUGACACAAAUUCUUUAAUAAACUGAAAAUAAACACUGGAAAACCACUGGGGCUGAAAGAUGAAAUCUCAGGGGUCAGUCCUUAGUGCCCUCUACACAGAAUCACAAACCACAGCAAUCAUGAUGGAAUAAACCUGCUUAUUCUUUUCAUAUUAGAUUAUUCUAACCUCAUUACUUUUCUAAUGAUGAUGCAUUCUUAUAUUUGGGCGAAGGGAAACUUUUUUGAAAUGCUAUCUGUACUAGUACAAUGACACGUGGAUAAAGAAACAAUGUGGGUUUU